CUGAAAUCCUUCUCCAAGUACCUACGAGCGAGAGAAAGGUACUCCUCUGCUCGAAUCCAUAUCAUCUCCGAUCCACGAACGACCACGUUUGGCUUCACCCACCUCUGCGACCUCCCCUCUGCAAACGCCACCCAACACCAACCAUGGCGGAAAUCAACAUCAAAGUCAAGCACAAAGGUCAGGUGUACGACGUGCCAGUCAACACCGAGGCGAACGGGGAAGAGUUGAAGAUGCAGCUCUACUCGCUCACGAACGUGGAGCCGGCGAACCAGAAAAUCCUCGCGAAGAAGAUGAUCAAAGACGACACGCCGUUGAGCAGCGUGGGGUUGAAGGACGGCAUGACGCUCACGCUGCUCGGCAACCCGAGCGCGGAAGUCAUGGUCGACGCACCGCAGCGUAUCAAGUUUGCGGAAGACAUGACGGAGGCGGAGCUGGCGCAGCUGGAAGGCGCUGUCCCCGCUGGUUUGCAGAAUACGGGCAAUACUUGCUAUGCCAACGCCACGCUGCAGACUCUUCGUGCUAUUCCUGAGUUGCAACAGGAGUUGCUGCGGUAUACGCCUACGGACUCCGGCGUGGGACCCUCUGCUGCAUCCUCCCUCUUCUCUGCUGAGCAGCUUGCUCAGCAUGGUAUUGGAGGGCUGGGCAGCGGCAACGAUCUCACUGCUUCCCUUCGCGAUCUUUACAAGCAAAUGAGCGAGACGCAGACGGGCUUCCCGCCACUCAUGUUCCUCACCACUCUCCGGCAGAAGUUUCCUCAGUUUGCGGAACGGGCGAAGAAUGGGCAUGGAUACGCACAGCAAGACGCCGAGGAAGUCUGGUCGCAACUGGUUCACGUGCUCCAAGGCUCGCUGAAGGUGAGCGACGCAGACCAAGCCGGCUUCUCCAGCUGGGUGGACAAGUACAUGGGCGGACGAUUCGAAAUCACCACCACCUGCGACGAUGCGCCGGAGGAGGCGGCCACCGUUAAUACCGAGGGCUUCCACGACCUCAAGUGCAACAUCCAAGGCGAGACGAAUCAUCUCAGCGAAGGGCUCAAGCUGGCUCUCAACGAGAAGCUGGAGAAGACGAGUCCGAGUCUGGGGCGUGAGGCGACGUACACGCGCGUCUCGCGCAUCUCGCGCCUCCCCAAGUACCUCCCUGUGCACCUCGUGCGCUUCUUCUGGCGCAAGGACACGAAGAAGAAGGCGAAGAUUCUGCGUAAGGUCACCUUCCAGCACGAGAUUGAUCUCUCCGAGUUCUGCACCGAUGAGCUACGGAAGAAGAUUAUUCCUGUGAGAGAUCAGGUUCGUGAAGUGAGGAAGGAGAUCGAGGACGUGGAGCGCGCGAAGAAGAGGCAGAAGCGGAUGCGAAAGGAAGCGUUGGACAGCGCGAACGGCGAGAGCAGUGUGCGCUCCGACGAGCCGCUGCAGAAGAAGAAGGAAAAGGAAAAGGAGCGUGAGCUCAAGGCCAGCGGACCGGACUCGGAAGUCGAACUCGCCAAGGAGAAGAAGGCUGCGGGCGGGAGUCAAGACACCCCCAUGGCCGGUACGGAGGAGACAUUCAAGACGGACGAGGAAAUCGAAAAGGAGCGCGCAGCCUCCAUCCUCGCGGCGAAGCAGGAGGUCCUCAGACUGGUGCACGACGACAUGAAGCACGACCCUUCGGCAGGCCAGACGGCGCUGUACGAGUUGCGCGGCGUGGUGACGCAUCAGGGCUCCUCGGCCGAUUCGGGCCACUACACUGCGUAUGUGAAGAAGAGCGCGGCGCCCGGCAAGACGGAGGAUGGGAAGUGGUGGUGGUUUAACGAUGAGAAGGUGCAGGAGGUGGAGAGUGAGAAGAUUGAGACGUUGGCUGGGGGCGGGGAGACGCAUAGUGCGCUUAUUCUGCUGUAUCGGGCUGUGGAGCUGCCUGAGGUGACGGAGGCGUAGAUGGGGAUUGAGAAGAGGUGGAGCGACGUGGACGAAGUCGACGCAGGCCAUUUGCCUUCCAACAGCAAGACAAGAGAAGCAUCCAAAUGGACUACACCUGCAUCGUAUGUAUCAUAGAGAGGGGAUGAUCACAUGAUCGCGCGGUCAUUUGGUCGCGGUCGUGUCACGAACGCGUGCACUCUAUUCCAACCUCACUCCAUUUCGCGUCUCUCUCUCCCAACCCCUCUCACUCUUCCAUCCUCCCUCCCUUCAGCCUGCUCGCAAGCUCUUCCACUUCUUACCGCCCUCCUCCUCAUCAGUAUCCUUCUCCUUAUAUCACAGUACAUCAUCACCCCACACAUCAGCCAUGUUCUACUCACACGAAGGUACCGUCAUCCCCAUCCAACCCACAUCCAGACGCGUGCCACUAA
Messenger RNA from Neohortaea acidophila, 2317 nucleotides. Its product is annotated as putative ubiquitin C-terminal hydrolase. The record is from RefSeq and is a predicted model, not a curated record. NCBI's taxonomy places the organism in Eukaryota, Fungi, Ascomycota, Dothideomycetes, Mycosphaerellales, Teratosphaeriaceae. Gene Ontology annotation, biological process: proteasome-mediated ubiquitin-dependent protein catabolic process; regulation of proteasomal protein catabolic process; protein deubiquitination. The coding region runs from base 144 to 1907 and encodes 587 amino acids. The transcript has 2 exons. Gene Ontology annotation, molecular function: protein binding; proteasome binding; cysteine-type deubiquitinase activity.